AUGAUCCUCCUCACCAACAGCGCGCCGCCCAAGCUCCACGUCUCGCGCCCGACGUCGACCACCGUCUGCUUCACCGUCUCCACCCGACCGAACGCUGACACGGUUCCCAAGAAGGCGUUGCUGUAUUUUUCGCACGCCGUCCGCCUCGGCCUCGGUGUCCUCAUCCUCGCGCUCUUCUGGACCAAGUGGCGGAGCUACUUCCCGCUCCCGGACCUCCCCGAUGGCGGUUACGAUAACGAUAGGUGGGAGAGGGCGCUGUUGACGAACCGUGUGGGUGUCAUGGUUGCUUGGGCGGCAGAACAGAUGGAUCGGAGGGCGCUGGCUGUUGGGGGGGCUGUUGGGCUGUGGGGAGUUGUGAGGAGGGGAUAUACUGAGGAAUCGAUUCUCGUUCUGAGAGGCCUCGGCGUGCAGACGUCCAGCUCGUCGCCAACGUACCUUUCAACCGCGACGACCAGGUUCAUCCCGACAGCGUCGAUACAGGAUAUAUUCAUUCAUGAGGCGUUCAAAGGGUUUGAGGUCAGAUUCUAUCUGUCCAUUGUGGUGGAGGGAGAGGAGGACACAGUGGUGGUGUUUCCGAACCUUCUCCCGAAGCGCCAGAUACUCGAGGAGGUGUGGCGUGGCACGAAGGCAUGCUUAUACGAGCCCAAGUCUUGA
Diplodia corticola is the source of this 654-nucleotide messenger RNA. RefSeq names its product phosphatidylinositol n-acetylglucosaminyltransferase. The coding region runs from base 1 to 654 and encodes 217 amino acids. The record is from RefSeq and is a predicted model, not a curated record. Gene Ontology annotation, biological process: GPI anchor biosynthetic process. Gene Ontology annotation, cellular component: glycosylphosphatidylinositol-N-acetylglucosaminyltransferase (GPI-GnT) complex. The transcript is spliced from 3 exons. NCBI's taxonomy places the organism in Eukaryota, Fungi, Ascomycota, Dothideomycetes, Botryosphaeriales, Botryosphaeriaceae.